Messenger RNA from Penicillium canescens, 1377 nucleotides. Its product is annotated as glycoside hydrolase family 76 protein. NCBI's taxonomy places the organism in Eukaryota, Fungi, Ascomycota, Eurotiomycetes, Eurotiales, Aspergillaceae. The transcript has 4 exons. Gene Ontology annotation, biological process: fungal-type cell wall biogenesis; carbohydrate catabolic process. The record is from RefSeq and is a predicted model, not a curated record. The coding region runs from base 1 to 1377 and encodes 458 amino acids. Gene Ontology annotation, molecular function: mannan endo-1,6-alpha-mannosidase activity.
AUGCAAUUAUCUGGCACAUGGCCCAUCCUUAAUGGCCUUAUCACAUUAUUGAUCUUCUCAUGUUUAGCGCGGGCCAUUGAUUUAGACGUCAAUGAUCAAAACUCUCUCCAAGAUGCCGCAAGUACGACCGUCUACGCGGCCAUGAAAUACUAUUACGGAAAUGAGACUGGACAGAUCCCUGGUGCUUUCCCCGAUAAAUGGUGGGAGGGAUCUGCACUUUUCAUGGCGUUGCUCCAGUACUGGCAUUGGACCGGCGACACAACCUACAACGAGGAGCUGAGUAUCGGAAUGCAGCACCAGAGUGGUGAUGAAGGAGACUACAUGCCCAGCAACUACAGUAGCUACCUGGGAAACGAUGACCAGUCGUUUUGGGGACUUGCAGCAAUGAUGGCAGCGGAAUUGAAGUUCCCUGACGUCACAGAUGGGUUCUCGUGGCUUUCUCUGGCCCAGGGUACCUUCAACAGCCAGGUUAAGCGAUGGGACACCACGACCUGUGGUGGCGGACUUCGGUGGCAGAUCUUCCCCUACCAAUCUGGAUACACGAUGAAAAACACCGUAUCUAACGGUGGUCUGUUCCAAUUAUCUGCUCGUCUUGCUCGUUACACCAAUGACCAACAAUACACCGAUUGGGCGGAGAAGAUCUGGGAAUGGACCGAGGAUUCAGUCUUGCUCGACAACAAGACGUGGUAUGUUGCCGACUCGACUGAGAUGUCCAAUGAUUGCAAGACCAGUGGUAAUUACCAGUGGACAUAUAACUAUGGCACUUAUCUGAUGGGCGCUGCCUACAUGUACAACUUCACCAACGGCGACGACAUCUGGUUGACACGAGUAAACGGUCUACUCACCAAAAUGUCCAAGACUUUCUUCAUCACCGACAAUGUCCUACAGGAUGUAACCUGUGAGCCAAUAGAGAAAUGCAACAACAACGAAAUCCUCUUCAAGGGUCUCGUAUCAUCAUGGCUAGCCUUCACCGCACUCCUCGUCCCAUCAACCUACGACACUAUCAAGCCCAAACUACAAAGCUCCGCCCGAGCCGCCGCAAAGUCCUGUUCCGGAAAAGGCAACAACACAUGCGGUGUGCGCUGGUAUAAAUCUGAAUGGGAUGGCUGGCAGGGAAUGGAGGAGGAAAUCAGUGCCUCGAACAUCUUCCUGGCCAACAUGAUCAACUUCGACAAUGGUGGCGAUACUGGCCCCGUGACGGCUGAUACCGGUGGUAACAGUACCAGUAACCCGAAUGCGGGUGAGGGUGGUGAUGACUCGUCGAGUCAUAGCUUUGCUCCUAUAAGUACCGGUGAUAAGGCUGGUGCUAGUAUCUUGACUCUCAUCUUUGUCUUUGGGUGGGUCGGUGCUAUGGGCUUUAUGCUUCUUGGUGGUUAA